Messenger RNA from Tachysurus fulvidraco (yellow catfish), 2334 nucleotides. RefSeq names its product FAM3 metabolism regulating signaling molecule C (gene fam3c). Bases 192 to 875 code for a protein of 227 amino acids. The transcript is spliced from 10 exons. NCBI's taxonomy places the organism in Eukaryota, Metazoa, Chordata, Actinopteri, Siluriformes, Bagridae. The record is from RefSeq and is a predicted model, not a curated record.
UUCGUUUCUGUUGGUGAGUAGUUGAUGAAGUCUGGUUUGUUUGUUGGAGCUUUCUUUUACUGUCUGUAGCUCUUGUAUUCGUGGCACCCAAAUUCUAGUAAUUCAAAUUCCCUCGGAUUUGGAUUUUAAAAAAGUUUGGAAAUUGAAUCAUUCUUCAUCUCCGCAGUUUUACCAAUACAUGUUUUGAUAAAAUGAUGAGAACAGGAGCAAUAUUGAGAUUGAUAGUCCUGGUUUCUGCCUUCCUCCUGGCAGCUUUCCUGGCUUUUCAGCUCCUGGAAACUCACAUGGAUAUCGGUCUGUCACGUUUAUUAGGGGGAACUGGAGUCAUUGAAGAAGAGGAUACAAAGACACCUCGUAACAAAUGUGGCGUGUAUAAGGCUUGUCCUGAAAACCAUUUCGCCUUCAAAAUGGCCAGUGGAGCUGCCAGUAUCGUUGGGCCCAAAAUCUGCUUAGAUGAUGAGAUAUUGAUGAGUGGUGUAAGGAACAACGUUGGAAGGGGUUUGAACAUUGCCCUGGUCAAUGGAAACACUGGCAAGUUGAUCAAGUCUGAAUCCUUCGAUAUGUAUAAUGGAGAUGUCAACAUACUCAUCCAGUAUUUGAAGGAUAUUGAAGAUGGAACAGUUGUCAUGAUGGCUACUUUUGAUGAUUCUGCUACAAAACUUAAUACUGAGGCAAGGAAGAUAAUAUCAGCACUAGGCAGCUCCUAUAUCAAUUCACUAAGCUUCAGGGACAACUGGCUUUUCGUCGGAGGAAAAGGGAUCAAAACCAAGAGUCCUUUUGAGCAGUACAUCAAGAACAAUGCCGAAACAAACAAGUAUGAAGGCUGGCCAGAAGUUCUGGAAAUGGAGGGCUGCAUUCCUCAGAAACUGGACUGAUGUUCUCGUCUUGGACCAAAUUAAGUAUUUUUGGCCUGUGUGUCCAGUCAGUUGGAACAAAAGUUCUUCCAUAGAAUUCACUUUUCACUAUAUGCAAAAGAUUAUACUAGAUUCUUCAUUCAGUGAAUAUGCAAUCUGACAGGCAAGGUGUAGACGGCCGCAGUCAUACGCCGUUUCAGCUUUUUCAUACGCCGUUUCAGCUUGUUUUGUAAAUAUAAGAGUUUUUAAAAUAUAUAUUAUGCCUAAGGGUUGAAAAGGUGAGAAUGUUGUACAUUUUUUGUUGACACAAUGUGAAACUGGUGCAGACAGAUACUGAUGUGGCUUCUUGGGUUUGUUUUGCCAUUUGCUCAUGUUUUUGAUUUUUUUUAUUAUUAUUAUUUUCAUUUUUUUGUUUUUUUAAAUAAUAUGCUUUCUGGGUUGAAACUGUGUUUUGCUUGAAUAAUGAUUUUACUCAACCUAUUGAAUCAUCCUGUGUCAACUCUCUCGCACAGGUUUUAUUUUGUUUUUCUUUUCUUUCUUAAUCAUUUUGAUGAUCAAACUCUUUCAUUAAUUUGUUCAUUGCACUUUAAUCAAGAUUCUUUGAAGACAGUGUUUGUUUAGGUUCAGUCUUAUUUAAGUGCUUUACUGCUCAUAUUUUCUGAGCAGUUAACUAUUUUCUAAUUUUUCCUUAGAUUAACACUUUGUCAUUUGAUUACUGGGGUGUUUGGAUGCAAGUGAAUGUUAAAAUGUAUUUAUCUUAAGAACAAUCGCAGUCCUGUUUUUUUAUUGCUUUAUUUAUUGUCUCUUGCCAUUAGGAUGGUGAACUGCAGUGUUGGAGGGCAACAGCAUGAGCAAGUUUAUCAUUCUACCUCAUUUAACAACUUGCUUUCAAGUCUUCUAGUGGUAGAAAAGGUAAAAUAAUAUACAAUAUGUCCCUUUGCUGUAAAGCUCAGCCUGGGACCUGCUAUACUGCAUGUUGUUGCAUCCCUUACAGUAAUGGAUUCACGUUUGCCUUGAAACGCUUACAGGCACACAGCAAACUUACCCAUUCUCCAAGAUGCUUAGAAAACCGUACCAGACAAUUUCCAUAUAAAACUGCACAAAGUGUUUAAGAUGGCUGGAGCAAAGAUUGUUCCUUUUUCUGUACUUUCAGAUUAUUCGUGUUUACUGAUUUUAAACAGCACAAUAUUAUGUAGCAUGUUACUGUAUUUUCCUUACACACACUUCUUCCCCUGAUAUAUUGUGGCUAAUGAGAUGUAUAGGAACAUUUAGUAUUGUAAUCUGCAAAUUCAUUUUCUUGAUCGUUAUUAAAUACAGCAUAUAGCCAUCUUUCAUCAACUAAAAUUUGAGUGAUUUGCAGUUGCUGAUUUGCCAAAGUUAGAAGAGAACCAGUGAUGUGCCUUAUUUUAUAUAUCCACAAAGGAUAUUGUGCCCACAUACCAAUCAUAUUUGAGCUUUUAAAAAUAAACUUGUAAACCAA